AUGUUUGCAGCAUCACCGAACGCUGGAAAUCUUAUAGCUGUCUACGAAAAGUCUAAUCAAUCAGGCAUGAUAAGAGGCAUCUCGGAGAUGAUCAACCUCUUGUCGCCGAAAUCACUGGUGAUUCUGGUGCAGAAUGAAACGAAAAUCGAUCGGCUCGAUAAGUUAACCGUUCUCAUCCAUCGCCACAGCAUUCCGACCUGCGUUUACUAUGAUCUGGAGGGGUAUUUUAAUUUAAUCGAGGAAAAUCUUAAGCAAUCUCUUGAGACGACUUCACUCAUUUUUUGUCAUCCGGAGGACAUGCUACAGGACAUCAUCGGUAGACGGUUGGCUCAUCGGCUCAGUCUAUUCAUCUUCUACUGGGGUGCGUCACAGUUGCCGAAGCGACUGAAUAGUGCGUUGCUGAAGGAACCAUUCCGUGUGGCAGUGAUAACGAAUCCUCGACGAAACAUUUACCGUAUAUUUUACAAUCAAGCCAAGCCGAAUAAUCGUGGGGAAAUGUUGAGCUCCAACUGGUUCGAUGGAAACGAUAUGACAUUCAAACGCGUACCGUUGCUACCGUCUCCAACGGAAGUGUACAAAAAUUUCGAAGGACGCAUUUUUAGCAUCCCAGUGAUUCAUAAACCACCAUGGCACUUUGUGUUGUAUGGAAACACUAGUGAAAUGGUUGGUGAUGCGACCAACAGUUCCAAUUCCGAAGUAGGCUUCGAAAUGGACUUGGAACGAAACGUUACCGUGGAAAGCGACGAAGCCUACUUCACCGUGAAAGGUGGACGGGACCACAAUCUGAUGCAGCUCAUCGCAGAACGGAUGAAUUUUAGUUUCCAGUAUGUGGAACCACCGGAAAAAAUUCAAGGCAUUGCGCUUAGCGCUGAGGACAAUGCCAGUUUUUCUGGCGCAUUGGGGAUGUUGCAGAGGCGAGAAGUAGACCUGUACCUGGGCGACGCAGCCGUAACCUGGGAACGUAUGAAAGCGGUCGAGUACUCCUUUUUCACCCUCGCUGAUUCGGCCGCCUUUGUAACGCACGCUCCACGCAAACUAAACGAAGCGUUAGCUCUGGUGCACCCGUUUCAGUUGACCGUGUGGCCACCAGUUAUUAUUACUAUUUUCAUCUCUGGUCCGAUCUUGUUCCUUAUUAUUUCAACGCCGUUUCGCUGGAGGCGAAUAAACCAACCGAACAGUCGUAACGAUUUGUGGUUGCGAAAAAGAGCUCGGAAAGGCAAACCAGCUUUCUAUCAUCUACGAUACAUUGAGGAGAUGAAUUAUACCCGCUUUGCGACAAGGCGAAUCCAUUUAAUGGAAGAAAAACAAGAUUACCCUAGCCUAGAACGAUGUAUUUGGUAUACCAUCAACAUUUACCUUCGCCAAUCGGCAAACAUUCCGUUCGACGGCCACCUGGCAAGGUUCUUCUCAAUAUUGUUAUGGCUAUGCGCUACUUAUGUCCUCGGUGAUGUGUAUUCCGCUCAGCUUACAUCCCAGCUGGCACGCCCUGCACGCGAAAGUCCAAUCAAUACCCUUGGCCGCUUGGAACAUCGGAUGGCUGCGGAUGGUUAUCAGCUGCUUGUAGAGCGCCAAAGUGCUUUUCACGCAGCCUUGGUCAACUCGACUGGGAUCUUACAGCGUCUCUACCGUUUAACACGCCAAAGAUCGAUCAACGAUUCAUUUCUGGUGGGCUCAGUGGAGGAGGGCAUUCGGGUCCUGCAGGAUGAUCCAAAGUUUGCUGUCUUCGGGGGUCGUGAAACAUUGUAUUUCAACACGAAACGAUAUGGCGCCAAUCGGUUCCAGCUUAGCGAGAAGCUGUAUACGCGAUAUUCCGCCGUUGCCGUGCAGAUUGGAUGCCCGUUUCUGGAUAGUUUGAACGAUGUUAUCAUGCGAUUAUUCGAGGCAGGAAUCAUAGAGAAAAUAACCAUUGCAGAAUACGAGCGUAUGUUCGGUCGUCAAAGUGGUGGUGUUUCGCAUGCGGAGGAAACUGUCCGAUCAGCCAAAUCUACCAACUCCGAGUGCGAUGCGGAAGGCAUCGGUGGGAAACGCAAAUCGGAUUCUAAUGAAAAGUUGCAACCGAUGAACCUCCGCAUGCUGCAAGGUGCUUUUUUGGUUCUAGCAUGCGGUCACUCUUUGGGAGGAAUUUGCCUCUUCGUGGAACGGCAUCUCAUUUUUAUAACCCGAUGUGGAAUGACCCUCAGUAACAAGUGUGAUGAAGGAUAUCUGCCGUAA
This is a messenger RNA of Anopheles coustani, 2211 nucleotides long. RefSeq names its product ionotropic receptor 40a (gene Ir40a). Lineage: Eukaryota; Metazoa; Arthropoda; Insecta; Diptera; Culicidae. Bases 1 to 2211 code for a protein of 736 amino acids. Gene Ontology annotation, molecular function: ligand-gated monoatomic ion channel activity. The record is from RefSeq and is a predicted model, not a curated record. Gene Ontology annotation, cellular component: membrane. The transcript is spliced from 6 exons.